This is a messenger RNA of Polistes dominula (European paper wasp), 1887 nucleotides long. Its product is annotated as angiotensin-converting enzyme. Gene Ontology annotation, biological process: proteolysis. Gene Ontology annotation, cellular component: plasma membrane. NCBI's taxonomy places the organism in Eukaryota, Metazoa, Arthropoda, Insecta, Hymenoptera, Vespidae. Gene Ontology annotation, molecular function: metallopeptidase activity; peptidyl-dipeptidase activity. The record is from RefSeq and is a predicted model, not a curated record.
CAUAGCAGAUAUGUCGAGGGACUGAACGUUGAUUUAGGGGAAGCUUUGCAAUUUUUACGCGAAUAUGAAAGAGAAGCUUCUUCAAUGUGUACCAGAGUUAUGAGAGCCCAAUGGAAUUAUGGUACUAACGUUACUGAAUCUACCAAAAAAAAAAUGUUGGAUGAGCAAGCAUUAAAAUUAAAAUUUGAAAGAGCAUCCUGGCGUAAAGCAGUGAGUUUUGCAUGGAGUCGUAUACCAGAUCCAUUAGCAAGAAGAGAAUUAAAAAUGAUUGCUAUCAAAGGAAGAAAUGCAUUGACCGAUGACAAAUUCAACGAGAUACAUCAUCUGAUUGCUGAAAUGAAAGAAAUUUAUGGUAGAACAAGAUUAUGUCCAUACAGAAACAUGGGAUCUAAUUGUAAUCUGAGUAUAGAUCAUGAUGUUAGCAAAAUUAUGGCACAAUCUAAGGAUUAUGAUGAGCUUUUAUAUUACUGGCAUGCUUGGCACGAAGCUAUUGGACCACCCCUUAAAAAUAAUUUCAUGAGAUACGUUCAAUUAAGUAAUCAAGCAUCCAGAUUAAAUGGAUUUGCUGAUACGGGUGAUCAAAUGAAAGAAUUUUUUGAAGAUGAACAAUUCGAAGAAAACAUGGCUGAAGUGAUCUAUGCGAUAAUGCCAUUAUAUAAAAAUCUUUUUACAUAUGUUAGAAGAAAAUUAUUUGAAAGAUAUGGAAAUAAGAUUAGAAAGGAUGGCCCAUUACCAGCCCAUAUUUUGGGUAACAUGUGGUCACAAAAUUGGGAAGGAAUUUAUGAUUUAGUUCAACCAUUUCCAGCUACUACCAAACUCGAUGUUACAUUGGAUAUGAUGAUACUAGGAUACACACCUUUAAGAAUGUUUCAAGUUGCUGAAGAAUUUUUUACAUCGCUUGGAAUGAAACCAAUGCCACCAGAAUUUUGGAGAUUUUCCAUGUUCGAGAAACCAAUCGAUCGUGAAGUUAUAUGCACUGCUGGUGCAUGGGAUUUUUGUAAUACCAUAGAUUACAGAAUAAAACAAUGCACCAAAGUAACGAUGGAAGAUUUGUUAUCAACUCAUCAUGAAAUGGCUCAUUUGCAAUAUUACUUACAAUACAAGGAUCAGCCAGUUAUUUUCAGAAAAGAAGCUAUACCUGGUUUUCACGAAGCAGUCAGUGAUGCAAUUACUUUAUCUGUGAUGACACCACAACAUUUGCACAAAAUUGGUUUGCAUAAUAAUUCAACGGAUGGUUACGAGAGUAGUAUUAAUUUUCUUAUGCUUAUGGCACUACGUAAAUUGGCAUACAUUCCUUUUGCUUAUAUAAUCGAUCAGUGGAGAUGGAGUGUUUUUAAUGAAGGAGUCGAAGAUAUGACUACCAAAUGGUGGGAACUGAGAUUGCAAUAUCAAGGAAUAAUUCCACCAGUUGUUAGAACCAAAAGAGAUUUUGAUCCAGCUGCUAAAUAUCAUAUAAUUGCUGAUAUACCUUACGCACAAUAUUUCGUUGGUACGGUGUUACAAUUUCAAUUAUUCCAAUCUCUGUGUGAAAUUUCAGGACACACUGCUGAAUUGCAUACUUGUGAUCUUUACAGAUCACGUGAUGCUGGAAGAUUAUUAUCAGAUGUUUUAUCAAUCGGUGCAUCAAGACAUUGGCACGAUGUUAUCAGACAAAUGACCAGAGGUAAAUCUAACAAAUUAGAUGCAGAUGCUAUACUCAAAUAUUUUCAACCACUUUACGAAUGGCUCAAACGACAAAACGAAAUGGAACCAACAAUUGGAUGGAUCACGAUACAAGAAGACACAGCAUUAUUCGCUCAUUUGUAUCAAAAUGGUUCGAAGGAUUAUCCAAUUUCCGCCAUCUUGUUUAUUCUCGUUGCAAUUUCAAGCAUUUUCUUCUACGUUUAA